Molecule: messenger RNA, 1830 nt
Organism: Elephantulus edwardii (Cape elephant shrew)
Lineage: Eukaryota; Metazoa; Chordata; Mammalia; Macroscelidea; Macroscelididae
Gene: HTR2A
Product: 5-hydroxytryptamine (serotonin) receptor 2A, G protein-coupled
Exons: 3
Coding region: 77-1483 (468 amino acids)
Biological process (GO): chemical synaptic transmission; G protein-coupled receptor signaling pathway, coupled to cyclic nucleotide second messenger
Cellular component (GO): plasma membrane; dendrite
Molecular function (GO): neurotransmitter receptor activity; G protein-coupled serotonin receptor activity
Source: RefSeq, a predicted model, not a curated record
CAAGGAUGGAUGGUGAUCAGAGGUUAUAAUGUGUUCAUUUUCUACACUCCAUCUGCAAAAAGCUCCAACUUAAGAUAUGGAUAUUCUUUGUGAGGAAAACGCUUCAUUGAGCUCUGCCCUGAACUCCUUAAGUCAAUUAAGUGAUGACAUAAAGCUCUACAAUAGUGAUUUGAACUCGAGAGAACCGAACAUUUCGGAUGUGUUUAACUGGACCGUAGACUCUGAAAAUGGAACAAACCUCUCCUGUGAAGGCUGCCUCUCACCAUCAUGUCUCUCCCUUCAUCUCCAGGAAAAAAACUGGUCUGCUUUGCUGACAACUGUUGUGAUUAUUCUAACCAUUGCUGGAAAUAUACUUGUCAUCAUGGCAGUGUCCCUAGAGAAAAAGCUGCAGAAUGCCACCAACUACUUCCUGAUGUCACUUGCCAUAGCUGAUAUGCUCCUGGGCUUCCUUGUGAUGCCCGUAUCCACGCUAACCAUCUUGUAUGGGUACCGGUGGCCUCUGCCCAGCAAGCUCUGUGCAGUCUGGAUCUACCUUGAUGUGCUCUUCUCCACGGCCUCCAUCAUGCACCUCUGUGCCAUCUCACUGGACCGCUACGUCGCUAUCCAAAACCCCAUUCAUCACAGCCGCUUCAACUCCAGAACAAAAGCCUUCCUGAAAAUAAUUGCCGUUUGGACCAUAUCAGUAGGUAUAUCCAUGCCAAUACCAGUCUUUGGGCUACAAGAUGACACCAAAGUCUUUAAGGAAGGGAGUUGCUUGCUCGCCGAUGAUAACUUUGUUCUGAUUGGCUCCUUUGUGUCAUUUUUCAUUCCGUUAACCAUCAUGGUGAUCACAUACUUUUUAACUAUCAAGUCGCUGCAGAAAGAAGCUACUUUAUGUGUGAAUGAUCUUGGCACCAGAGGCAAACUAGCUUCUUUCAGCUUCCUUCCUCAGAGCUCUCUGUCUUCGGAAAAGCUCUUCCAGCGGUCCAUCCACAGAGAGCCAGGCUCCUAUGGCCGCAGGACUAUGCAGUCCAUCAGCAAUGAGCAGAAAGCAUGUAAGGUACUGGGUAUCGUCUUCUUCUUGUUUGUGGUGAUGUGGUGCCCAUUCUUCAUCACAAACAUCAUGGCUGUCAUCUGCAAAGAGUCCUGCAAUGAGGAUGUCAUCGGGGCUUUGCUCAAUGUGUUCGUGUGGAUCGGCUACCUCUCCUCGGCUGUCAACCCACUCGUGUACACACUGUUCAAUAAAACCUAUCGGUCGGCUUUUUCACGUUAUAUUCAAUGUCAGUACAAGGAGAACAAAAAACCAUUGCAGUUAAUUUUAGUAAACACCAUACCAGCCUUGGCCUACAAGUCUAGUCAACUCCAAAAGGGCCAAGGGAAAAAUUCAAAAAAAGAAGCCAAGCCAACAGAGGAUGACUGCUCAAUGGUUGCUCUAGGAAAACAAUUGGAGGAUGCUUCUGUAGACAAUGUCAACACAGUGAAUGAAAAGGUCAGCUGUGUGUGAUAGGCUGGUUGCCAUGGUAACUGUGGUCCAGCACAUUGAGCAAGUUUUCACCUAGCUGAGGAAAUUAAAAUAGAUCAGAGGAAAAAAUUGAGCCAGUCUUAGUGGAACCAACAAUAGUAUCAAUACAUGCCUCAUUGUAUUCUGUCAAUGAAAAGCAGGGUUAAAAGCUAAAAACAUGCACUUCUAAAGUAUCUUGACAGUAUUUCAACUGUGAGCUUUAUGAUAUUUAUUCUUAACAUUGUAAAUAGAAUGUCUUUAAGAUAAGUAGCUUUUAUUGUGUAAUUAUGAGGCAAUAAAUAAAUCUAAAUUGAUUUCUGGUUUUGAAUGGAAACCUUGCUACUGGGCUG